Messenger RNA from Acinonyx jubatus (cheetah), 9164 nucleotides. RefSeq names its product kinesin family member 24 (gene KIF24). Gene Ontology annotation, molecular function: microtubule binding; microtubule motor activity; ATP binding. Gene Ontology annotation, biological process: microtubule-based movement. The record is from RefSeq and is a predicted model, not a curated record. The transcript is spliced from 16 exons. Bases 3983 to 8263 code for a protein of 1426 amino acids. NCBI's taxonomy places the organism in Eukaryota, Metazoa, Chordata, Mammalia, Carnivora, Felidae.
AUGGCCUGGUUAGGAAAAAAGAGGAAGAGAUAAUCUUCAACAAAGGUGGAAUUUUCAGGUCAGAUGAUUUAAAGAUAGGGGGUCUUCGGUGACUUUUUAAAUUAAAAAAAAAAUUUUUUUUAAUGUUUACUUAUUUUUGAGACAGAGCAUGAACAGGGGAGGGGCAGAGAGAGAGGGAGACACAGAAUCUGAAACAGGCUCCAGGCUCUGAACUGUCAGCACAGAGCCCGACGUGGGGCUCAAACCCACAAACUGUGAGAUCAUGACCCGAGCCAAAGUCGGAUGCUUAACCGACUGAGCCACCCAGGUGUCCCUUCGGUGACUUUUUUAGAUGUUGCUAGGCUAAAGGGGGUCUACAGAUUGGCAAUAUCCUAACAUGCCUAGGAAUAGGGUACAGAACAGGUAGUGUCUGGGCAAUUCCUCCUCCCCACCGUAUCUUCUCUGCAGAGAGUUAAGACCAUGGGUUUAACAAGUCUGAUCUAGAAGACUGCUCUUCAGUGGUGAGAGAGAUGGCCUUCCUCAGACCUCUGCUUUCUUAUUCUUUGGAGCUCUCCUCAUCUCAAGUUCUCAGGGAGACUUUUCCCUUGGAGACCUUAAAUUGAUUUUCCGAAGGAAGGGCAGUCUCUUCUUGGCAGGUGAGAGCUGGCUGAAGAGGGAGCACUUUGCCUACAAUCCACAGUGAGGACUCAACACUGUCUUAGUUGGUCCCUGAAGUCCCAGGGCCAACAGACAGGCUCCAAACCCUGCACUGCAGCACUGGCAGCUGUUUCCAAGUAGCUAUCAAGGCUUUUCCAAAUUGUUUUCAUCUUUCUGAGCAAGGCCAGAUUCCAGUUUCAUAGGGAAAGUCCUGAUGGGAACUUAGACUAAGGACAAGCUGAGAGCCAGUUCUAAGAAAAUUUGCUGGCAAGACUCAAACCCAACCAGACAGCUGCCAAGAAACUGCUGUAGGAGAGCCUGAAGCUCUGCAGACUGGGAGCAGCCCUCAGUUUUGCCUCUAGGCCCUCCUUGCAAAUUCUCAGCUUGCCCAGAGGGGCCAGGAAGGACAGGGAGGGGUCUGGCAGCCUCUGUCAACACACGGUUCCAGCAAGUUGCUGGGGGCCUCCUGGUUCAGGAGCUCAUGGGGAACAGGAAUUGUUAGCUGUUCCCUUCUUGGUUCAGAGACAAGGCGACCUCCUAGCCCUCCUCCUUCCCAGGGGCUCUCCCAGCAGUGCCCUGAGUCAGCCGUUGCUGCACAGCUCCCACAGAAAGCAACCAGGAGUCGGGGCUUAAAAAACCAAUCUAGCUCAUGGCUUCUGGGAAUCUUCUCUCUAUAGCACUUUAUGUAGCUAUGUGCACAAAGCCAGGUAGGUACUGCACUGGGGGAGGAAGGUGAGAGGGAUGUUGGUGGUAAGAGGUGACCCUGAUUCCCACCUGCCCUCAGAAGUGUGGGGAGUCUCUGAACACGCCCUUCCCAAUAGUGUCUGUGCUGCAUUCUACCCAUGAGUGUUAACAGGGUGACUUCUUCAGGCCCAGGCGGGACAAAAUUUGGAGAGUUCCUUUGAAAUCUUUCAGUGAGAGGUACUAUGCAGUAUGACAUUGGUGAUCAGGAGACAAGUGUGAAGAUUUCUAUUCAUAGAGUUUGUGACACUUUUGUCCCUCUCUUUCACCUUAUUUCUCCUUAGUGAAAUGCAAAAGUGCAAAGUUUAUUUCCUGUUCCCAUUUCCUUAUUUUCCUCCAACCUGGAUCCUUGUUCACCCCUCCCCCUGGCACUCCCCUUUAAAGUUCCUGCUCCCUUCUAUCUGGAGGCUGUUCACUCUGGGCUCCUGACCUGUAACCCAGUAAUGAUUUGAUCCCAAGGCCCCCAAUUCCCAGCCCAGUGCCUUUUCUCCUACCCAGGCAUUCACCACAAAGACUGGCACUCCAGUGAAUGUGAGUCACACACAGAAAACCGGUGCUGCUUCUGCCCUGGGAUUCAAUCACAAAGUUCUAUUUCCAGCUCUGCUCUGGCCUGGCAUGGAGACCAUGUAUGUAGAAAGGAUCAAGGGCUCCUGCCCCCACCUCCCCUCCUGGUGCACAGUCACUGAAAUAUAAGCUUUGUGGAGGGCCUGGCAGGGUGGCUUUCUGAGCAACACUCAGCAUUUUCCCGAGAGCCAGCCCCUCUGCCUUGCACCUUUGGGAGGAGUCCAGUGAUGAAUGCCAUCUGAUGCCUGCAGCAGUAGAAACUCAAUCGCAGGGUCGUCCACCUUGGGAAUGAGGCGUCUUCGGAAAAUGAUCAAGCCACACGCUCUGAGGGCCAUGGUCUAUCUGAGGACUUAAGGAAGAAGAUGUGAGACCCUGGGAAGUUACACAAAACAGGAAGAUCUACCCUGGGGGCAGCAUUCUGGUGCUGGAGAACAGCACAGACCAGCUAACAGUGACCUCAUCAGCUACAGAAAAAGGCAGCAUACCGAAGACAAGAUGGGAGAAACCAGGAAUCAGAGGCUGAUUUGUGUGUGAUGGUAGGACCCUGGCCCCUACCCUGUCAGGGAAGCUCUAUCCCAACUCCUCCAGGACUCCCUGUUAAGACACAGGGGCUGGGGCUGGUGUGUGUGCAUUAAGAGACUGGAGGUCCUCAGAAGCAAACCCACUGAAACUGGAGAGAUGCUGUGAAUGGAAGAGAUGAGGAACAUUCUCAUCAAACCCAUGGUCCCAUUUCCUUUCGGCCUCCAGCCUGAGUCUGUGGGGCAGAGACCCCAGCAAUGUAGUUUCAGAUGGCUUGAGGACUCAUUCAGGGAAGGUAGCUUGGGGUACUAAAAAGCUUUUUGUUAUUGAUAUUUUUAGUCUUUUAUCCAGGUUUUAGAAUGUUACACGUUCAUGUGGUUCAUAAUUCUAAGUACAAAAAGGCACACACAGUAGAAAAUCUCUUUCCUACCCCAUCAAAAGCAAGCUAGUAUAAUGGUCAAGAGUGUGAAUCUGCAGCAUGAGUUCAAGUUUUGACUUUACUACUUAUUCACUAUGUGAUUAGCUCCUAAGUCUCAUUUUCCUCAGCUCUAUCUAAGACAGGAUAGUAACAGUUCUACCUCAGGGGCACCUGGGUGGCUCAGUCAGUUAAGCAGCAGACUUUGGCUCAGGUCAUGACCUCAUGGUUUGUAGGUUCGAGCCCUGGGUUGGGCUCUAUGCUGAAAGCUCAGAACCUGGAGCCUGCUUCAGAUUCUGUGUGUGUGUGUCUCUCUCUCUGCCCCUACCCCAUUCAUGUUCUGUCUUUCAAAACUGAAUAAACGUUAAAAAAAUUUUUAAUAACAGUUCUACCUCAAGGGGUUGCUGUGAGGGUUGCUGUGACUUAACUUUUGUAAAGUGCUUUAGAACAGUGCCAGGCAUGUAAUAAGCAUUCAAAAGAUUUCAAUAUGCAUAGGAAAAUGUUUGGAAGGAUACACAUCAUUAAUAGUAUUUCCUGGAGGAUGAGAUUAUGGGGAGACUUUAAUUUUCCAGUCCCUAUAUUUCUGUAUUGUUUGGAAGUUUACAGAAAAUAUUUAUUAAUUUUAUAACCAGCAAUUCUGUGAAGACUACAAUUUUUUAGCCUUUUCCAUUUUAGUUACUUUUCUUUCCAUUUCAGAAAAGAAUGUCAACAACAAGAACAACAACAACAAAAGAGAGGAAGGGAGAAGAAUAGAAAUAUCUGCAGAAGUGAAAAAACAACUCAUCUGAAGGGGGACAGGUUAUCAAGCUCAUGAACUUAUAGGAGGAGCUGGAGCCCUUUGUCAUAGAGUUGAAUGGACAUCUGGCCGAGCACUCGGAGUAACUGAAGGAGGACAUUCAGCAGGAGUUGGGGAGCUGCCGGCCUGAGUGCUAUAUCCUGCACCGACAAGGUGAACCAGCAGAUCAGUGUCAAAAGAACGUCGCGAGAUCUUCACUCAAGCUGUAUGGUUGGUUGAAAGACGCAAAGUGAGGGUUACGCCCACUGCUUCCUCCGUUCACUGAUUGGUCUUCUAGAGGAAAAGGGCUCUAACGUCAACGAGUUCCGCGAAUGCCCAUUGGUAGAUGGUGCGGCCCUGUCGGCGCGCGGGCGCCGGCGCGGGCGUUCGAACGCGGGGUUGGCGGCGUUACCAUGGCGAUGCGGCCUGGCCGGAGCAGCAAAAGCCGCAUCAUUCCUUUAGAAAUAAUUCCUGGUGCCAACAGUUCCCAAAAGGAUGUAGCCUUGGAAGUUAUAGAAACUCAUUCACAAAAAAUGACAUCUUGGUUGUAUGAAUGUCUUUGUGAAGCUGAACUUGCACAGUAUUAUCCUCAUUUUACUGCCCUUGGUCUUCAAAAAAUAGAUGAAUUAGCCAAGGUUACAAUGAAGGACUAUUCCAAAUUGGGAGUCCAUGACAUGAAUGACCGCAAACGUCUCUUCCAACUUAUCAAAAUCAUUAAGAUUAUGCAAGAAGAAGAUAAAGCAGUCAGUAGCCCAGAGCAUCCUCUUCAGACAAACAGCCUGUACAUUAAGCCUCAGGAAUCCAGAUCUGGCCCUCGCAGACAACUGCAUUUUGAUUCUCCUGCUGACAACAAAGACAGAACUACCAGCAACAACGGGCUUGAAAUGUGCAGGUUAUCAGAUUCUUCUGUAAACAAACAGAAGUCUAGUUACCUCAAAGUGCUCCAACGCAUGCUGCCGGCUGAUUCCCAACACCAUACAAAAACAAGAAUUCGGAAUGCCACAGCUGCUGGUUCCUAUGUGCAAACAGAAACUAACACUUCACUCUUUUCAUCAAAUCACUUUUCUCCAAUACUGGGGGAUUAUGAUAUUCCCGUUAUUCAAAGAGUCCCUCAUGUUUCAGAGUAUAACUAUGGAAUCCCUCAGUCCUGUAUCAGACAGAACACCUCAGAGAAAGAGAAAUCUUGGACUGAGAUGGAGAAAAUCAGAGUUUGUGUUCGAAAACGCCCUUUGGGCAUAAGGGAGGUACGUCGUGGAGAAAUUAAUAUUAUUACUGUAGAAGACAAAGAAACUCUACUUGUUCAUGAGAAGAAAGAAGCAGUUGACCUCACACAAUAUAUUCUGCAGCAUGUUUUUUAUUUUGAUGAAGUCUUUGGUGAAGCAUGCACCAACCGGGAUGUAUACAUGAAGACUACUCACCCACUCAUUCAGCAUAUUUUCAAUGGAGGGAAUGCCACUUGCUUCGCAUAUGGACAGACAGGUGCUGGGAAGACCUACACCAUGAUAGGAACUCAUCAGAACCCAGGACUCUAUGCUCUGGCUGCCAAAGAGAUCUUCAGGCAACUAGAAGUGUCCCAGCCAAAAAGGCACCUCUUUGUGUGGAUCAGCUUUUAUGAAAUCUACUGUGGACAGCUUUAUGACCUCUUAAAUAGAAGAAAAAGGCUCUUUGCAAGAGAAGAUAGCAACCACGUGGUACAGAUAGUGGGACUGCAAGAGCUUCAGGUGGACAGUGUGGAGCUCCUCUUAGAGGUGAUUCUGAAAGGCAGCAAGGAGCGCAGCACUGGGGCCACUGGAGUUAAUGCAGACUCCUCCCGCUCCCAUGCUAUCAUCCAAAUUCAGAUCAAAGAUUCAGCCAAGAGGACAUUUGGCAGGAUCUCUUUUAUUGACUUGGCUGGCAGUGAAAGAGCAGCAGACGCCAGAGACUCAGAUAGACAGACAAAGAUGGAAGGUGCAGAAAUAAACCAGAGUCUUCUGGCUCUGAAGGAAUGUAUCCGAGCAUUGGAUCAGGAACACAGCCACACUCCCUUCAGGCAAAGCAAAUUAACUCAGGUCCUGAAGGAUUCUUUCAUCGGUGAUGCCAAAACAUGCAUGAUUGCCAACAUCUCGCCAAGCCACGUGGCCACUGAACACACUCUGAAUACCUUGCGUUAUGCUGACCGGGUCAAAGAACUAAAGAAAGGCAUUAAAUGUUGUGCUUCAGCUACCAGUCGAAAUCGGACCUCUGGAAACUCUUCUCCAAAACGAAUCCAGAGCUCCCCUGUGGCCCUGCCAGGGGAUAAGUGUUCUCCCAAAAAAGUCAAGCUGGGACUUCAGCAGUCAUUCACAGCAGCUCCUGGUUCCACGAGAGGGAAGGCUCAUCCUCUGGCAAACCGCCCACCCAAUAUCCCUUUUGCUCCUGUACCUAAAGUUCCCAGUAAAAGGGGUGGAUCCAGAGGGAGUCUUCACCAAGAGUGGGUCAUUCAGACUAGCCCUGUGAAGGGAGCCACACGGUCUGGACAUUCAGUCAAAAAAAGAGAAGAGUCUGCCUCAUUGUGCUCUGAGAAAAUUCAAAUGAGCCACAAAGCUGCCCGCAGAUGGGGAAGCAGGACCCCUGGCCCAGGAGAAGACCCGGUGCAUGGCAAACUGCCCUCCAAGUGCAAGAAAGUGCAGACUGUGCAGAAGCAGCUUGUGUCACGAGUUGAGCUGUCCGCUGGCAACCUCCACCACUUGGCAGAAUACAGUCAGGGCAGCAAGGGGAGCACAACUGCCAGGUCUGCCUCUGAAGCUUGGACAGACAUCCCUCCACACCAGAAGGAGAGGGAGGAACAUUUGCGCUUUUAUCACCAGCAGUUCCAGCAGCCGCCUCUCCUCCAGCAGAAGUUAAAGUACCAACCACUGGAAAGGUUUUUAUGCCAGUACAGGCCCCUAGAGGGGCAGCUCCAGAAGGAGACCCCUCCUCCCUUCUGUUCUUACUCUGAGAGCCAGGAUGGAGCCCAAACUGAGGACCUUGAUGACAGCGAUUUCAGUGAAGAUUCUUUUUCACAUGUCUCCAGUCAGAGAACCACAAAGCAGAGAAACACCCUAGAGAAUAGCGAAGGUUCAUUCUUCCUUCAUCAGAGGGAACAAGGACCUGAGGAGCAGGUGGCUGAAAGGCAGCGAAGUCUGCUUUUUAACCCCAGGACAGAUGGUGAUGAGAAGUGUCUAACUGGAAGCUGGAUGUACUCCAGGGACCCCACAAGCCACAGAAGAGCAGCACUUAAUCGUGGCUACAGCCCAAGUAAGUUACCUUUGGACUGGAGCAGAGAGGAGGACUCUAUCUCCUCAGCACCUUCUCCCAGAGACAACCUGGCAGAGAAGCCUUACUGCUCACAGGUAGAGUUUGUAUAUGGCCAGAAAAGAGGUGGCAGCCCAGCCUUUGAUCUCAGACAGAAUGCCUUCAGAAGUGAGGUUCCUGGGCAGGCCGAGGGUACUUCACCAUCCCUGGAGGCAGAUGGUUUCAUUUUCUCACUAUCCCACAUUGCAGUUGCAAGAUCUCCAGACCAAAGAGACACAGUCAGUACACCUCUGAAAGAAGUCAGACAAGACAGCCCAACAGCAAAGAACAGUUAUACAUACCAAGACGACGACUCUAAAGGGGAAUCAGGCACAUGCUCUGAAUAUGCUUCUGGAGUGAUGGCUCCCCUCACUGUGUCCCUCCUGGAGAACACAGACAAUGAGGGCUCUCUUUCCUUGGAGCAGCUGGCCCAGGAUGGGCCUGUGCAUAGUCUAGCGGCAGUGGACACAGGGGGACCAGCUGUGGACCACACAGUGUCAUCUGAUGAUCAAAAGGCACUUCUGCCAAUCUCUUCAGCAACUGGGCACCUGUGGCUCUCAUCAUCUCCCCCUGACAAUAAGCCUAGUGGUGGUCUUCCAGCUCUGUCCCCAUCACCCAUCCGUCAGCAGCCCCCGGACAAGCUACCCACAAGUGAGGCCGACCUAGGAGGGGUCUGCGAGAGCACAGAGACUGCUCUCUUCUCCCAGGAACAUGUGGGUAGCCAGCAGUAUGAUGCUGAUGCUAAGGACACAGAGCUGAAUAGCUCCCAAGGUUUCCCAGGAAAACCCUUCCCCACCAUACAUACUGGAGGACCCCACCCUGGGCCUAUAUUCACCCCACAAACAGAAAGUAGUGAUAUGGCUGACCAGCCCUGGGCCCAGGAAAGAAAACAUCCAACAGGUCUUGGUUGGCAGGAGCUGAGUUUGUCCACAGACCCCAUCAAGUUGUCUUGCUCCAACACAGACGUCGUAUGGCUCAAAUACAGGCUGAUCCCAAGAUGCUUAGCAAGGCCAGGCUCUCCCCUGAUCCCCAGCUGCUCUCCAGAGACGGCAGGAAAAGUCCAUCAGCUCACCCUGGGGCAUGCACAGCAGGUGGUCAUCCGAGCACACCAGGAACAGCUGGAUGAAAUGGCAAAACUGGGCUUCAAGGAGAAGACCCUAAUGAGCCAGUUGGCUCUUAAUGAUUUUGAAGAUUUUGUGACCCAGCUGGAUGAAAUCAUGGCUCUGAAAUCCAAGUGCAUCCAGAGUCUGAGGAGCCAGCUUCAGCUAUAUCUGGCCUGCCACAGGCCAGCCACCGCCCCUGAGAGAACAAUGGUGUCUUAGAGUAAGACCCAGUAUGAGGUGAUGGCAGCUCAGGAGCCUGUGCUGAAGGGGCCUCUGCCAGGUCCUCCCUGCAGAUACCAGACCCACUCCCUGAUCCUUCUCAGGCUACCCUUUCCCUAGCCACACAUGGCCUUGACUGGGCCCCAGCUCCUCUCUCAGGACCAAGACUCUGUCCCUCAAUUUCAAGCACAAGGCCAUCUGUAAGGAAGGACAGAGCAGCCUAAAAAAAACAAUAUGGCCCUCCCUUUUCUUUGGGGCUAGAAGAGAAUUUGUCUUACUGACCUCUUGUCUGGAAACACACUUGGGUCUAAUAACCUUGUAGAUGUUUCUGAAUUUAAGGCUCAGAGGAUGAGGUCAGUGGUAAUGUAAAUGCCAAAGGCCACAAGCUGGAGAAGAAACCAUGCUGAACUCAGGGGCUUUGUUAGAUGAAUUCUGUUCUUCAAGACUUAGCCAAAAACUAAAACACUGGUGGCUUGUAGUGGGGGCUGGGUGAGCUCUGCCCCAUCAGCCCUUGGAGACUGGUUUGGGCUUUAGGUUGCAUACGUGGGACAGGCUUUAUACCCCCAGUUCCCCUCCCUUCCUGCAAUCCAGACACAGAAGGGAGUGUUCAUAUUACUGCAUUAUUCUUUUCCCAUCUCUGCUUAUGCUGGGAUGACUGGCCUAUUAUAAGCCCUAACAGCACCCAUGCUCCUGUGGCAGGCAGUUCCUGGCUCCUGAGUCCUCACCUGUCACGCCCUCUCGUGGCAGAGUUGAAGGGGAGGAUCUCAGGCAAGUCCAUCUCCUAGUGUUACCUUUAACAUGACCCUGAGUGUCCACUACCUCAAGAGCCUGUGUUUAGUAGUACCUUGGCAGGAGUGCUCCAGUCAGUAGUCUUGAGAAUCUGAAGCAGAAUUUUUACACA